AUGAAUUUCAUCCCAUCUAUCGUGUUCUCGGGGCGGAGGCCCGGAUAUGUGUUCUCAACUGGCCCUCACGGCACAGGGUAUUACGUCGACCGCUCUCAGUCGCAGGGGUUGGAAUCGGCCGACAAGCCAGUCGAGCGGAGGACCGCCGCCCAGCUUCUGGCAGACGCCGAGCGGCAGAGCUCUCGACGCACGACAGCAGUUCAGGAGCUUGAUGCCAAGUCAAUCAAAAAGAUGUGUGUUGCGCUCGGCCGAGCCCACGCACGCAACACCGAGAUGCGUGCCAAGCACGCGGACGAACCGAGCAAGUUCAUGGAGUCGGAGUUGGAGCUUGACGAGAGCUUGCAGAGACUUGCAACAGUCGCCUCUGCACCCGAGCUGUACCAUGAGCUGUCCCUAGGCGGCGCGUUGCCACUGAUCACGUCCCUGCUCAACCACGAGAACGUGGACAUCGCUGCGGGCGCGGUGUCACUGCUCCAGGAACUGACUGAGGCUGACGAGGCGGGCGAGCACCAAAAACAGGUCAAAGCCUUCAUCGAGGAACUGGUCCGACACGGAGUCCUCGAGGCACUCGUGGAACGCUUGUCUGCCUACAAGGAGGAGGCCGGCAGCGAGGCGGCAGCCGUGCACGCCACGCUUUCGGUAGUUGAAAACCUCUUGGACGCGCUUGGUCCGAGCAUCGCUGACUUGCUGUCGGAGCGCACGAGCCUGGUCACAUGGCUUGUUGCGCGGGUCGACCCGAAGAAGUUCAAGGAACUUGACCAGGUCAAGGAACUCGCGGGGGAGAUGCUGGCAGUAAUGGCGCAGAACAGCGACGCCGUCAAGAAGGACCUCGGGGCGUCGGGCGCGCUCGUGACGCUGCUCAGGACCAUCAACGCAUACAAAAAGACAGAUCCCCAGACCCUCGAGGAGCAGGAGUUCAUGUUCAGCGCAUUCGACUCUCUCCUCGCGGCCCUGACGCUGCAGGCGAAUGUGGACGCUUUUGUUCAGGCUGAAGGUGUGCAGCUCAUGCUGCUUGUCCUGCGGUCGAAGCGGGCCGCUGGUCACGGCGCGCUCCGCGUGCUCGACUUCGCAUGUGCGCGUUCGCCGCGGGCCUGCGAGCUGUUAGUCGAGCUCCAGGGGCUUCGCAGCGUCUUUGCUGCCCUCAUGGGGAAGGCCAGGCUCGCCAAGUUGAUAGGGGAGAAGCCAAUGGAUGCGACGCAAGAGCGGCGGGCUGUUUCGAUCGUCUGCUCCCUGCUGCAGAAUCUGGAGGACGAUUCGGCCGCACAGGAACGUGUCUUGUCAAAGUUUGUCGAGAACGAGUUUCAGAAAUGCGAUCAGCUCGUCGACAUUCUCUUGUCGCUGCAUCAUGAUGUCGAGCGCGCGGUCGUGAGGGCUGUCGAGGGCAGUUUUGACCCCGAUGCAGCUCAAGAUGACAUUGAAGAAGUGGAGGACGCCCGCGAGCACGCGGGCUACUUCGAGCUGCAGCAGGCGGCACAGAUAUUCGGCUUCGUCUUCGCGAGCGGUGACGCGACGAUUCGGAAACACCUGCUUUUGCUCCUGCACCAGCGCAGCAUAAGCAUGCAAGCUGUGCGGAAACCUCUUCUAGAGCUUUACGCGUCGAUCGGGGAGUCGGACGCGCCGGUCGCGGGCACAGUGACACGUCCGCGGCUGAAGCAGAUACUUCAAGGGCUUGGUGUCCGAGAUGACGAGCUGCAUGUCCAGGAAGGCGCGAUUCUGCAUAGGGGCCGCGGGAGCUCUCCGGUGCCAAGAGCCACGGACGGUGUAGGCGCAGCAGACGGCAGGCAGCGCAGCCGCAGCCCAGGGCGUCAGGGUUGA
Messenger RNA from Pedinophyceae sp. YPF-701, 1815 nucleotides. The record is from the annotation of a GenBank genome assembly. Lineage: Eukaryota; Viridiplantae; Chlorophyta; Pedinophyceae.